GUCGGUAGAUAUUUAUUGUACAGUUAAUUUCAGAAUACCUUUAGAACAAACGGUACUGGACUGCAAGUCAAAAGCCCAGAUAAAAAGUGUAGCGGAGUUCCUCUCGCAGCUGCCGGAACCACCAAGCGAUAAGGCGAUCAAGCUUGCUGUUAGCGACCUUAAAGAAAUCGGUGCGCUAACACCUCAGGAACAGCUAACCCGCCUCGGAGGUCUACUUCGUCGUUAA
This is a messenger RNA of Arctia plantaginis, 226 nucleotides long. NCBI's taxonomy places the organism in Eukaryota, Metazoa, Arthropoda, Insecta, Lepidoptera, Erebidae. The record is from the annotation of a GenBank genome assembly.